Molecule: messenger RNA, 2084 nt
Organism: Synchiropus splendidus (mandarinfish)
Lineage: Eukaryota; Metazoa; Chordata; Actinopteri; Syngnathiformes; Callionymidae
Gene: ogfod3
Product: urotensin-2 receptor 2
Exons: 9
Coding region: 103-1053 (316 amino acids)
Cellular component (GO): membrane
Molecular function (GO): oxidoreductase activity, acting on paired donors, with incorporation or reduction of molecular oxygen; L-ascorbic acid binding; iron ion binding
Source: RefSeq, a predicted model, not a curated record
GUAAACGGGUUUAGUUGUUAUUGGCGGGGCGUGUAUUUUUGCUAGCGAAUGUGUCACCGCUGGAUGUAAACGACCACGAAUGCGAAGGGAGUACAGCACAGAAUGGCUCCAACCAGGCAGAGAAAUCCAAAAGCUACCGGCGCCGCUGAGAUAGAGAAGAAAAUUAAAAGGGGUAAUGCGUUACGUCAGGGAACAGCAUGGAAGACCUCCAGAGUUCUUUGGACAGUCCUACUGGUUGUGCUAUCGCUGUGUGGCACAGCUGCAUGGAUCUACAUGAGCUCAGAGGACAGUGACAUCACAGAAGUUCUUGUGAGUCAUCGUGAGUUGGUCGCACCUGAUCCCAGGCUCUUCAGCGUUCCUUGCUCCGAGGACUAUGAGAACUACAAACGUUACCCAUCAUGCACCCCUCAGAAGUGUGGGCGUGCAGUCACUGACAGUGUGGUGACGAGGGAGGAAGCUCAGGUCCUGAGGAGACUGGCGGAGAGAGGCCUGGGGCUGGCUGGAUCAGAGGGAGGAGCGUCUAUUCUGGACUUGCAUUCAGGGGCGUUAUCAAUGGGGAAACAGUUUGUCAACAUUUACAGGUAUUUUGGGGAUCAGAUCAAGGAUGUAUUCACGCAAGAGGAUUUUCAGCUUUACAAGGAAGUACGCAAACGAAUUCAAGCCACUAUAGCUGAGACAUUUGGUUUGGACCAGAAUUUGAUGUACCUUACCAAGCCCACAUUCUUCUCCAGAAUCAACAGCACCGCUGCCAAGACACAACACGACGAGUAUUGGCACCCACACAUAGAUAAGGUGACCUAUGGAUCCUUUGACUACACUUCGCUCUUGUACUUGUCUGACUACGGCUCCGACUUCACAGGAGGGAGAUUUAUCUUCAUGGACCAAAAUGGCAACCGCACAGUGGAGCCACGGGCAGGGCGGGUGUCUUUCUUCUCCUCUGGCUCGGAGAACCUUCACCGCGUGGAGAAGGUGACAUGGGGGACAAGAUACGCCAUCACUGUGUCCUUCACGUGCGAUCCGGCACACGCCAUAUCUGACCCAUCGCUGCCCUGAAGCCAUCUCAACGGUGACAGCGCCCGUGGCUGGCUUAGUCAAAGCCUGCAACACAGAGCAGAGAGAGAGGACAUUGAAAGGCUUGACAUCAGCUUCACUGCUUUCGUCCAGGAGAAACCUCUUAUUUUUAUCCACUUUGGUUUUUAUUGGGGAUUUUGGACAAUUCAGGGUAAAAGUGCAGGUGGACUGAAGCUUCAUCAGUUGUCCAAUGGUGGGUUUAGUUUCUUUGCUAUCUGAAGAGCAGCAAUUUCAAGAAAGGGAAUCGAUGGAACGUGUUGUCGUCACGCCAACAUAUGAGCCAGAAGUCUUCUGCCCACCCUCGAGGGGUUGAUCUUUUAUUGAGGUUUUGUUGUACUGGUGUGAAGAGCAUUUUCAAUUAAACGGAUUAAGGCUGAAGUGUUUUCUUGUAGCUCCUUUUGAUGACCUCUCGUCACGUAAUAGUUUCCUUUUCUGUCUUUUUCUACCUGCGAGGACUCCAGAAGAUCCGCUUCAUUGACCACAACAUCUGCUUCUAAAUUCAUAGUCUUCCACUCGGCUCAACAACAAGUCUUCUCUCGAGAGGCUUUGUUUGAGAGAGUUUCUGGAGCGCCAAACAAAUUUAAUCUCCAGUAUUACUGUUAGUGAUCCAGUCAUAUGUGACAGGGUUCUAUGAGAUGAGACCGUGUGCUAAGAUGAGAGUUUGUUUGCAUUUUUCAUGCAUUUUUAAGUCGGGUGCACCGCUGACCCUUCUACGGUGCAGACAGCACCACUGCUUAUAGACCGGUUCAACUUAUGUAUGAACAAGAUCUAUUUUCCUUCUUAAAUAUAGUUGGUGCGGCUAAUAUUCUGGUGCACUCUAUACUCUGGAAUUUACGGUAUAUUGAACAGAAGUCAUGAUUAAAUAUCAGGAAAGCACAUUAGGAAAGUCGAUAGUGUUGUUAUCCUUUUGCACACAUCUCUCUCCAGUCUGUCAGUGAUUCUCAUUUCAGUGAUCCAGUCCCAGUUUCCCCUCAAUAUUUGUAAGGAAUUACAUGAAUAGACCUAUUUAUAGU